Bipolaris victoriae FI3 is the source of this 3270-nucleotide messenger RNA. RefSeq lists its product as hypothetical. The transcript has 3 exons. The coding region runs from base 1 to 3270 and encodes 1089 amino acids. NCBI's taxonomy places the organism in Eukaryota, Fungi, Ascomycota, Dothideomycetes, Pleosporales, Pleosporaceae. The record is from RefSeq and is a predicted model, not a curated record.
AUGUCGAUCAGCCGAUUCAACGCAUCUGUAAUAUCUGGUACGAACGAAAAUACGCUGGCUCUCUUUAACUUCAAUGUUGAUCUGUCUUUGGUCAAGCAGGAGGCUCCAAGUGAGUUCAAAGACCUAGGUCGCUCCUUAACUCGUCAACGUCGGGAAAUUGCGGAAGAUGGUUCUGUCCAUAGGACUGCCCAGCGUCUUGGUGCCGUCUUCGAGGAUAUCGCGCCACAUACUCCUCACUUAAUACAAGCAUAUGGAUCCAGAGUAUCAGAAAUAUAUAGGGAUAUCUCGAACGAAGGGCUCUUAUCUAGUCGAGGCGUUUUUGCUGAGUGCGCCGGCAUGGAUGGAACAUCUGUCUGGGCCGCAGCAACAUCUGGUAAAACAGCUAUUGCUGUUCACCUUCUGGCCUACCUGUCUCGAAACGAUCUUGCUGAAUUGGACGCAUCUACUAGGGCCUGGCUCCAAGUCGCAGAUGAUGAGCAGAUCAGCCAGCGAAAACAGCUUAUGCUCAUCAUCAACAAUGUGAACCUUCCAGUGAAUCAAGGGGCAACAUCCUUCGGAACACAUGCACGUGUCAUUGAGGCCUGGAAAACAGCGACAGUAACCAUCGAGAAAGUUAUUCGAGGGCAACCGCACAAUGUCACGAAAGGGUCUGUUUUACUUGGCCUAGCUGCUUGGCACAUUUAUCCCAAUAUUUUGGUUUUGGGAGAUGUCCCCACCCCCGUCAACUUCAAUGAUCCCGUCGUGGAAGAGUCUGGUCGACUCACCAUUGGGCUGUCGAAUCCAGAUCCCGGCAAAGACGAGGGUGUUUACUGGUCUCUUUCGUUAUCGCACCUUCGCUUCUACGGAGGUCCGGUUAGGGUUACGAGUAUCACAACACGAGACGCUUCUAGGCUAAACAUCGAUGAGUUCCAUCUUCUCGUUCUAGGCAGUAUACUUGCUGAUUGGGGGGGCCUCUACACACCAUAUAUUCUCAAAGCAGCUGAGUUUUUUGUCUGUCUGGAUGAGAUAACAUCUCGUUCCAAUGAAACCCCUGAUUUUCAGCCCUGGAAAUGGCACUGGAUCCACUUGUUUGCCGUAGCAUCAAGGAAGCUCCUCACUUUAGAGGGCACUGAAAGAGACUUGGCAGUGAACACCGUCGCACUUGGCCAAAGGCGUGGUAGAAGCUUGUUGCGGGAGAGCGCAUCUAGUAUACCUGCCCUAUUUGGAUUGUGUGAUUCUUGGAUUCUCUAUCUCCUCAAGGUGCAGGAUCGGCUUGACUCCACAAUCAUCCAGAGCGAAGCAACAGAGGUUGAGAUGAUGCGAUACAUUGCGCGACAGCUGGAUCUUCAACAUGCAGAAUGCAUCAUCAGAGCUAGAGGUGGACAUAAACAUUUCACGGCGAUUCCGCACAAGGACACGAAUUGCGAAUACCACAUCACUUCGAUCGAGACCAAACCGUCUUCCUCGUGGGCUGGAAUGUGUGAAUGUCACGAGACGGGUCACCAUUGUCACGUAGAAAGAUGCCCCUGUAUUCUUUAUGGUCAAUAUUGCUCUAAUGCCUGUCAUAAAGAAGGUAUGGGCCUACAAAACACUCCUUGUCCAGGCUUUCGAAGAGAUGAUUUGAGAAUGAACAAGAUUUCGGAGGAAUGCUACGAGUGCAGAAACAUGAAUGAUGACGAGGCUGUUCGAUACAGAAAGGGCCCUCUAUCCAUCACUGUGGAUCCCUUGCUUGUACCAUCACUAAGCGAUCUCGGGGUCAAGUUCAAAUGCGCCAAAGACAAAACACAUGCUGGAAACAAUCCACCAUUUGCGAUUCAUGAUGCCAGGCAAUGUCUUUGCAGUUGCUUUUACGAGGCUACAAGCGUUGGGCCUCCAUCCUUUGUGCUAAUUGCAGGAUCGGAAACUGACCUCUUUGAGGACAGACCAGAUAUCUCCAAAAACAUAGUACGCUAUCUUGCUACAAUUCAAGAAGGAGACAUAAUUGGCACGCCUACAUUUCAGAAGGGUCUUGAGAUUCGCCGCUUCACUAAUCGGUUUCUUUUCGACUCUCUCCACGCCCUUUCGCUUGCAACCAAAACGUUUGCUAAUCUACCAGGCGCAACGAUCAAUCUCAAAAUCAUCAGUACACCAUUGCACCAGUCUCUGUGGCUUCCACCUCAAGGUGUACGAUUUCUUAGCCGCGGGCAAAAGUUUGCAUGCAUAGCAAUGUUCGAAUCAGGCUUGUACAACAUUGAUCCAAUUGUGAUGAAAGAUGUGAUUGCCAUCUUGUCUCGCAACAGCAUUUUUGCCUCCGCAUUGCUUCAUAACGACCCAGGUUCUCUUGACCACGUUAAUGACGUGCGUCGAGUAGUUGGAAAUGUAGGUAAAACAGGAAUGGUCUUGAUGGUCGCCCCGCAAGCACCACGAACGAAGGGAGUCAACUUGAACGAAUUCCGCCUUGUUUGCCAUAAUCCGUUCGAUGGCAAAUCAGAAGACAGCUUUAGAUCCACUUCGCUUCACUUGACUUUCACUGAAUUCGAGCUCCCCAUCGACGUUGGAGAAAGAGGAGCCAUUGAUAAGGAUCUUUGUUUCGUGGAGACGCUUAUACAAGUUUAUGAUCGAAAUCAGUGGAUUGCUGACAUCGAUGUCCUACCUGUAUUCCAGAAUGACAAUGAUGCUGUACAUCGCAAUACAGUAAAGUGUACGGGAUGCUCGCCAAAAAUACCGUCGAUACUUGUGUCUAUCGAUAAUUGGGAAGAAUUACUAGAUGUUCCAAAAGAUCUUGGCAAACUCAGGGUGGCAGUUGUCAGGGCACAUGAUAAUUGGCUAGCAAGACUUGCCGCUGCUUGCAUCUGCCAACAGAAAGGUUUCCGUAUCGUCAUCAAUCCUUCAAAGGAUGUUUGUUGGCAAUGCUGCUGCAAAAAGAAGUGGAACUGGACACAGGAAACUCUCCGCAAAUCGAAUAUAGUGCUGCGUGAUUCCAUUGACAUGGAUGCAACUGUAGAUGAACAGGCUGACGAAGCAGACACUACUGUGGAAAGCUCGAGCAGCUCUGAUUGUGGAAGUUCGUCUGAAGAUGAUAAUCACGAACCCGAACCAAGUUUCAGCACCUCCUUCACAAAUAGACCUGGAGAUAGUGCCCUAAAACCAGUAUCCAGGCCCGUACCUUUCGGGCAGAUUAAACAAGAUCUGAAUGAACUCUACGACGAUGACGACGGGUAUGAAUCUGACGAAACUGUCAUCGGAGCCUCGGACUCCGACGAAGAACAUGGUACACUAAACUCAAACAUUCCACAAGUCUUUAUUUGUUAG